UUGCGUCAGGCCGCCAUGUUGGCUGCAGAGAGAGCAGGGAACCAUCCCGCGGAGAGUUUCUCUGAUCCUCUGACCCUCUGACCCGGGCCAUCCUCAGUACCUCAGGGCUCUCUGGUCCAGGUAACGUGUGUGCGCGCGUACUGGAGCGGGGCCGCUGCCACCCGCAGCGGGACGAAGACAACAUGGCGGCGAUGAGGACGUUCUGCUCGCAGGCGGAGCUAAUCAUGGAGGUGGCGGUGAGGAGCGCCGUACAGGAGCUGGGACGGGAGGGGGCGGAGCACGACCAGGUGGGGAGCGCUCAGGCUCACCUGUCCACCGUGCUGGGGGGCGUGGCCAGAGAGGCAGUCCGUAAAAUCUGCAGAGUCUUCAGAGAGCUGUACACGAGCAUCGAGGUGGAAAACAAAGAUCUGAGGGAAAAAUUGAGACACCUUGAAAGCUCGCCCACUGCUUCAAGGAUGGUUAAACCAUCACCUAAGUUCAACCUGGCAGAUGGACCUGCCCUGUCUCUGGAUGACCAAUCAGCUGCUGCCACCGCUUCUCUGGCUGUGGUCAUCCUCAGCCCACCGGUGCACGCACCAAUCACAGGCCAGAGCAGUCUGACCACACUGCAGGAGGGCACGGUGGGUGUUUUAGAUAUGACACACUUCUCUGCAGAUCCUCAGGCAUCACAUGAUGUGAUCCAGCCCUCAGACGUGACAUCACUUCCUGAUUGUGAUGAUCAGCCAGCUGCUGAGCUUCCAGAUGACGAAACACGCGAAGAGGCCUGUGAUGCUGUAACAGAGACGAAGUCUGAACCUGUGGGACAGAAACGUGAUGACCAGGAGGUCCCCGAGUCUACGACAGGUGUAAGCAAGGAGCAGCAGAAGGAGCAGGAGAGGCGGCGGAGGAGGGAACAGUACAAGGAAAAGAGGUUCUUCUGUGAGCUCUGUAACAAGGGUUUCCAUCAGAAGCACCAGCUGCUGAAACAUGCUGCAUGCCACCUGAAGCCAUUCCCCUGCAGCUCCUGCGAUAAAGGUUUCUACAAGGCGCAGACGCUGCAGCGCCACCAGCUCGCCCACCGCCUACAUGAAGCACAGCAGAGUGACCCCGACAAGCUGCUGCAUUGCGACCAGUGUGACAGGAAGUUCAGGCUGCCACGCCAGCUCAGAGCACACCAGGCCUCCCACCGACUCGAGAAAACGCCACUCAAGUGCUAUGCCUGUGACCGCACCUUCACCUCCAGCAGCGCACUGCGAUACCACGAGGUGUCACACGCCAAGAUCAAGCCCUUCAUGUGCGACGUCUGUGGGAAAAGCUUCACUCGCAAGAAGAGUCUCCGAGAGCACCAGACAGUGCACACUGGCGCCCGGCCGUACUCCUGCCAGACCUGCACCAAGAGCUUCUCCACUGCCAGCAACCUGCGUGUCCACAAGAGGUCGCACUCGGAGGAACGCCCAUAUAAGUGCAGCGAGUGUGACAAGGCGUUCAAGUGCAGGAUGGGCCUGCUGCAGCACCGCGUUGUCCACUCAGGAGAAAAACCAUUCACCUGUCCCACCUGCGGCCUGAGCUUUGGCCUCAAGUACAACUUCCAGAGACACCUAAGGCUGCACAGUGGAGAGAAGCCCUUCAGGUGUGAUCAGUGUGGCGAGGGCUUCACGGGGACCUGGGCUCUGAAGACCCACAUGCUGGUUCACGGCAUGGCAAAGCCAUUCAUGUGUGACCUGUGCGGAAAGACAUUUUUCUACAACUGCCAGUUGCAGAAACACCAGCACCUGGUUCACAGCGGCGGCAGCGAUCGGGGGAAGUCCGGGGGAGAGGUGGGCAGAUGCCGGUCGACCGGAGUCAAACCGUUCAGCUGUAAAGUCUGUCCAAAGAGUUUCAGCAGCAGCAGCUCGCUACGGACGCAUGAGAAGAGUCACGCCCAGAACAAAGAUUUUACCUGUGACACAUGCGGGAAAGCCUUCCACCUGCGUCACCUGUACCUUUACCACCUGAGGCAACACAGCGGCGACCGGCCACAUGUCUGCACCGUCUGCCAUAAAGGCUUCCUGCUGGCAUCACAGCUGAAGCAGCAUGAACUACUGCACACGGGUGUCAAACCUCACCGCUGUGAGCAGUGCGGCAAAGAGUUCAGGACGCCGCAGAACUAUCACCGCCACCUGCUGGUACACACUGGCGAGAAGCCAUACGAGUGCGGCGUGUGCAGCCGGAAGUUCCGGCAGUCCAACCAGCUGAAGUCUCACAUGCAGAUCCACACGGGCAUCAAGCUGUACUCGUGCGAGCGCUGUGGGCAGGGCUUCUCCGACUCACGCCAGCUCAAGAAACACCGCUGUGGAGACAGCGAGCGAGACUUGCUUGAAUCUGCCAGCAAGCACAGAAAACAGGCGGACAUAUUCCAGUGGACGCAUGAGUUCACAGCACAGUGACACGGGAACAGGCCGUCAGCAAAACUCAGAAGGAGGCGGAGGACGAUUUCUAGGAACAGCUGACUCCGUCCUCCACGAUGUUGUCCAGCACAUCGUGUUUUAUUUUGUGUACAAUUUCCACACAAACUAAAAAGCAAACAUGAGUUUGUGUUUAGGGAAAACUAUUUCCUGCCGGUGUAUCCUUCCACAUCCUGAAGCCUUUACUGAUUGGCUGGUCUGUUCCUUCAGAGUGCUUCUUUUUAAAGUUUAGAAAAUGGUGAUGUAGAAUUUGAUUUCUUUGCAAAAACACCACCAGACACCCUCGCCUGUCUCUGGACUGACAACCAAGCACACAGCUCAAACCUCUGGGUCAAAAUCUGUGAAAUUAAAGGAAAGUGUGACUGAAACCAUCUCCAGCCUGAGCUGAAAGCAAGAUGGGGUUUUAACCUGGUGUCUCAUUGCAAGAAAAGUCUGAUUUAUAUAAGUUCACCUGCCAGAAUCAGACCACGGGUUCAUUUUCAGUGACAGAAGAAGAGAAGCAGGUGCUGCUUUAAUAAAAUUUGGUUUUGCUGUUUUA
Molecule: messenger RNA, 2961 nt
Organism: Archocentrus centrarchus (flier cichlid)
Lineage: Eukaryota; Metazoa; Chordata; Actinopteri; Cichliformes; Cichlidae
Product: oocyte zinc finger protein XlCOF6-like
Exons: 6
Coding region: 183-2405 (740 amino acids)
Biological process (GO): regulation of DNA-templated transcription
Molecular function (GO): DNA-binding transcription factor activity, RNA polymerase II-specific; RNA polymerase II cis-regulatory region sequence-specific DNA binding
Source: RefSeq, a predicted model, not a curated record